AUGGAUCCUCGAAGACCUGCAGUACACCGCUCCCCUCAGCAGGCUCCAGCUGCCAUACCUGCGGCCCCCUACCCAGACCAAGGUCACAACCAUUCACCAGGUCUUCCUCACAUGGACCCACACUACCUGUGUACUCCUCAUAGCCUGGGGCCAUCAUAUGGCUCAGACUAUGGAGGUGACAGCUCCAGUAUUUACACUGAGAGCAACUAUGGGCAAACGCCUCGCCGCGUGCUAAUGGAUCCUGAAACGGGGAAGUAUUUUUAUAUUGAGGUCCCCGUCCAACCCCUGAGAAAGAUGCUGUUUGACCCUGAGACGGGUCAAUAUGUUGAAGUUCUGAUCCCUCAGCAGGCUAUGUCCCACUCAGGCUUGUAUCCACCCUCAUCAGCGAAUUAUCCCCCUUUGCACAACACCAACAUGUAUGCCCCAGCACCUCAGUACAUGCCCUAUGCAGCGCCUCCUCCCCAGUCUCAACCACCGCGUUACCCUGAGUCUUCGGCCACAGCUACCAUGCAUCCACACGGGCCUGGCGUGGGCUACAGGAAUCCCUCUGGUCAGGGAUCCAAAUUAGAGAACCAGGGCCACCCACCAGUGGACCCAAACUACUUGGAGAGCAUGUACUAUGUGCCCACGGGAAUGAAUGCAAGCCCUAAUCCCACCCCUCCUGAGUAUUACCACAAACACCCCUCUAUGCACCCCAAUAGUGGGAGCAAACGCUCCUGA
Messenger RNA from Knipowitschia caucasica, 720 nucleotides. Lineage: Eukaryota; Metazoa; Chordata; Actinopteri; Gobiiformes; Gobiidae. The record is from the annotation of a GenBank genome assembly.